UCAACGGACGAUAACAGGAAAUAAAUUUAACCAAACACAGUUUGAUAAAAUACAGGAUAUAGUGAGCCUUACAUGAAGAAGACUCACCAUGAAGACUCUUCAUGCUCUCAGUUUGGCAACGUUCUUCCUCAGUGCCAAAGCAGAUGACAUCCCGUGCAUGGCCCGUUGGUUUGACCAAGACUCUGUCGUCUGCGUCUGCAAUUCCACGUAUUGUGACACAAUCACGUGGGAUACGUCCAUCCCUCCGCCGGUAAACCCAUACGGUUACUAUUACUCAUUUACGUCAUCUAGAGAUGGACUUAGGCUUAAGAUGAAGCAGGGAUCAUUCGGUGAUUCUUCUGUGCCUAAUAAGUACGCGUUUUACGCGGGAAACGAAACUAAGCAGACGAUAAUGGGUUUCGGUGGCGCUUUUACUGAUGCAGCGACUAUGACGAUGUAUAGUUUAUCAGAUGCAGCGCGGAACAAAUUGAUAGAUUCUUACUUUUCGAACAAAGGUAUCAACUAUAAUAUCGGACGAAUUCCUAUGGCGAGUUGUGAUUUUUCAAAACGAGUUUAUUCCUAUGACGACGUUGUAGGAGAUCUUCAGUUGUCUAAUUUCUCUCUAGCUGAGGAGGACUUUAAAUUUAAAAUUCCCGCCAUUAAGGACGCCAUUACCGCGCGGGGCGGGAACAUUUCAUUAUUUGGGAGCCCAUGGAGCGCCCCUGCUUGGAUGAAAUCUAAUAAUAAAAUGACCGGAAAAGGAACACUGAAGGUAACUCCGAAAAGAGAGUAUUUCAAAGCGUGGGCCAAAUACUUUGUGAAGUUUCUUCAAGCUUACAGAGACCAAGGAGUCGAUAUUUGGGGAUUAACAGCGCAAAAUGAACCAAGCGACGGACUGAUAACGAAUUUCCCUUUCCAGUGCAUGGGCUGGACUCCGGAAAUGCAAAGAGACUUUGUUGCGCAAGACUUGGGACCCGCAUUAGAAGCUAGUGGUUUCGGCCAUAUAAAACUUAUGAUUUUAGACGAUGAUCGCUUGUGGUUACCCUAUUGGCCUGAAGUUGUUUUGAAAGACAAAAACGCCGCUAAAUAUGUUUCUGGGAUUGCCGUCCAUUGGUAUGAAGACUUGUUUGUUCCUACGAGUGCCCUGGACCUUACUUAUAAACAAUUUGGAGAGGAUUAUUUUAUUUUGAAUACUGAAGCUUGCGAACAGGACCUGAUAAAUAAGAACCGUUCGGUUCUCCUUGGUAGUUGGCACAGGGGUGAACGCUAUUUCAUGGACAUUUUGAAGGACCUAAGCCACGGAGUUUCCGGCUGGGUGGACUGGAAUUUAGCCCUGGACAGGCGGGGCGGACCAAACUGGCAGAAUAAUCUUGCUGACAGUCCAAUUAUUGUAAACGCGGAGAAAGACGAAUUUUAUAAGCAACCCAUGUUUUACGCGAUGGCGCAUUUUAGUAAAUUCGUAAAGCCUGGUGCGAAGAUAUUGUCGUUUAGCAAGAACUUUACGGAAGAUAUUGGCGUGGAGGCCAUAUUUUUUACGAAAGAGAGCGAGCAAAGGGUCGGUGCCAAUUUUGUAAACACCAACGACAACGAAACUGUAUCAAUCUCUAUAUUUGAUCCUCCAAAUGUUGGAAUGAUAAAUUUUGACCUCCCUCCGAGAAGUUUCGUAACGUUUUCUUGGUUCAGAUGGUAAACGUUAGGUCACAUUUUCUUGUUAAAGAGAGUAUUUUUUGUCACAUCAUUUGUUUUAGAGAGUAUUUUUGUCACACUUUUCUUGUUUUAGAGAAUAUUUUUUGUCACAUUUGUUUUAGAGAGUAAAAUUAUUGCCUCAUUUUCUCGCAUUAGAGAGUAAAUAAUUUAAUAUUUAUUUUGUAUUUUUCUCUAGCUUUAGGGAAAUGUUGGUGCAAAGUUUUCUGUCUACAGAAAAUAGUUUUUUACAACAUGUUAAUGGCGUAGAGAGGAAAUGUUUUCCAUGUGCAACAGUAAAAAUUCUGUUUCGACGAGAACUUGUUAUUUCUAUCUAGUUCAUAUAAUUGUGUUCCAUGUUUUGUUAAUGAUUUGAUUGAUUUUAAUUGUGGUCUAUCAGGGCUUCGGCUAUCGGACCCAUUCCCAAAGCAAAAUAUAAGAUAUUUUUCCCAAUAAAAAAAUAUAUAUGCAUUUUUUUUAAUUAAUUCUAUUAAUCUGUACUGGUUCAUUUUCAGCAUCCUAAUAAAUUAUGUUAUGUGACGUUUUUUUGGUAAUUGAACUCAGAAAUCAUUGAUUUUCAUCACUUUCAGAGAUCUGAAAUAUGAAAUAUUAUCUGUCAUGAUUUAUUGCAAUAGAUAUUUACACCUCAAGGAUUGAUAUUUCAGCCAUUGUGGGUCUUUUGAAGGGAAAAUAAACUAAUAUUAUAUCAUUUCCUAAUUCGCAGACUAGACAGCUUUUUCUCCCACAUCAGAUAAGUAGUUCCAUUAAUUUAACCAUGCUAGAAAUUCUUAUCCUGCCCACGGGCGAAGAUAAAAUGCCCGUAUGAAACUUCUUUUAUUGGUCACCAAAUUGUAAUUACCUCCCUUGUUGAAGACUGGCGUCUGUAGCGCAUCAUGGAAACCUUGUCUGGUGGCAAUAUUUAGAACGCGAGUUAUUUAUUUCUCGCUUCAAAUGUCACCAGAAAACAGUUUUCACGCACCUUUCAAGAAAUAAUGCUUCACUCUUCUUAGAACUAUUUAAAGACCGAUCAGACCAUUCACAUACUCUGAAUCACUGCGCGAAUAUCCAUGACAACCACGAAUUAUUGCAUAUCCGUACGCAAUUAUUUUUACUAAGCACAAAAGAGUUCCGGCAAAAAAUACAUUUUUACUUAAUUUUGUUUAACUGAGGUGGGAGAAAAAGCAUCUACCAUAGCCGCUCGUGUAAGAUAGGUUCAUCCCGACCCUACGCUCGGGUCGGAAUGAACCUAUCUUACACUCUCGGCCAUGGAAGAUACUUUUAUUCUUUUAACUGUAAAACUUCCCAAUUUCGGCAUUUUCACUACGCAAACUUUCCAAAAAUGUCUAGGGUCUUUUUCCCGUAAAUGGGCAGAAAAAGCCCUGUCUAUGUGCUACUAAAAUUGCAUUUUGCUUCAAAUACGCAAUAGGUUUAAAUGAUAAAAAU
This is a messenger RNA of Mya arenaria, 3105 nucleotides long. Its product is annotated as lysosomal acid glucosylceramidase-like. The transcript is spliced from 2 exons. The coding region runs from base 89 to 1669 and encodes 526 amino acids. Gene Ontology annotation, biological process: glucosylceramide catabolic process. The record is from RefSeq and is a predicted model, not a curated record. Lineage: Eukaryota; Metazoa; Mollusca; Bivalvia; Myida; Myidae. Gene Ontology annotation, molecular function: glucosylceramidase activity.